Tinamus guttatus (white-throated tinamou) is the source of this 444-nucleotide messenger RNA. The record is from RefSeq and is a predicted model, not a curated record. NCBI's taxonomy places the organism in Eukaryota, Metazoa, Chordata, Aves, Tinamiformes, Tinamidae.
AUGGAAAUGUCAGAAGAUGAUAAUGUGGAAGAUUACCCCAGUGAAAUUCAUGAUUAUCUCGCAGCAUUUGAAAAAUCUCUUGUUUCUGUAGAUGAGAUGCUUCAGACAAUGAUGUCUGUUUCCAGGAUCGAGCUUUUCCGAAAGUUGGAGCCUCUUGAGCAAGCAAAGCUGGAUUUGGUUUCAGCCUAUGCAUUAAAUUCAAUGUUCUGGAUGUACUUGGCUACUCAGGGAAUAAAUCCAAAGGAGCAUCCGGUGAAACGAGAACUGGUAAGAUUAUGAACAUACAUGAACAAGGUCAAAGAAAUAGAAGACAAGAAAAAAGCAUCCAAACUUGAUAAAGGAGCAGCUUCCAGAUUUGUAAGAAACGCACUCUGGGAACCAAACCCUGGAAAUGAACCUACCCCCAAAACUCCUGCUAAAGCGAAAAAGAGAAAGACAAACUAA